This is a messenger RNA of Diaporthe batatas, 2942 nucleotides long. RefSeq lists its product as uncharacterized. Lineage: Eukaryota; Fungi; Ascomycota; Sordariomycetes; Diaporthales; Diaporthaceae. The transcript has a single exon. The record is from RefSeq and is a predicted model, not a curated record. The coding region runs from base 690 to 2129 and encodes 479 amino acids.
CAACAAUGAGCGCCGACUGGUCAGGGCACGGCUUGACAGGCCCACAGCAAUAACCUAAAAGAAGCCAAGUGCGGAGGAUGCGACAGUACACAGUGGUGAAGAAGGCAUCCCGGUAGUACCACCCUGUCUCUUGCAGCUCUGGCAGGGGGGGCGAGAGAUCCUUUUUCGGCUACUUCCUUUGUGUACCUGGUCGAUAAGUCGCACUCGUGGGUCAUUGUUCUCCUUGCUGACCCCCGGGGGGCCCCCAUCUGGCUCGCCCGCCUCUUCACCAACUGCCUCGCAACCUCGCUCAUUUCGUUUCCUGAGGUCCCCCAGCUUCUUGCGCGCUACUCGGGCAAUUCUUCCAGAACCCACACGCUCUUUACAAGUCUUUCUCGCUUCGAUGCUUGCUGAUUUCUCUUGCUCUUGAGCAAAAAAGACACUCUUUUGGUUGGCGACGGUUGGAUCGCGAACAAGUAAGUGGCUGAGUGUGGUGUGUUGACUGCCAAAUCCUGAGGAAUGCGAGAGUGUACCUCGCGGACUGGAAUAAUACCACCACACGAUCUGUCAAACCCGCGGCCUCACUUUCCAGACGAUUUCAUCCGUCACGACGACAACUGGCCCAAGAGUUAGCUCGGGCCAACCUGGUAGCGCCCAGCUGCUCACGAUCUUUACUUCACACUCGUUUCUGCUGUCGCGCGCCGUCACCCAUGAGCAAAGCAAUACUUACGGCCGCACUGGGCUCGGCCUUGCUGUUGUUGGCCGGCCAGCCGGCAUCCGCGACGGUGGCUCACCGUCGCGCUCACGAGCAUUACAGCAAGAACCACACCCACAACGGACAAGAUGCGCAAGAACUCGGGCUACUCGAGCCGCGUGGCCGGCUCGUCAACAGAGCAGGCCAAUGUGCCUUUCCAGAGGGUGAGGCUGGCCUGGUCGCUAUUACUCCGGGCUCCAUGAACAAGGGCUGGGCUCUGAGCCCGGACCAGGAGUGCAUUGCGGAAACGUAUUGCCCCUUUGCUUGCGAGCCGGGAAUGGUCAUGAAUCAAUGGAAAAAGGGUACGACGUAUGUUUAUCCCGAAUCCAUGGACGGAGGGCUCUAUUGCGACAAAUCCGGAAAGAUCGUCAAGCCAUUCCCAGACCAGCCAUACUGCGUCCCAGGCGUCGGGUCUGUCAAGGCCGUCAACAAGUGUGGCAAGGUUGUCGCAUUCUGCCAGACUGUGCUUCCUGGGAACGAAGCUAUGUUGAUCCCCACACGCGUCAUGGACAGCGCAACCAUUGCUGUUCCCGGACCGUCUUACUGGGGCUCAACCGCCUCGCACUUUUACAUCAACCCACCCGGCCGCACGACGGAAGAAGCGUGUCUCUGGGGAACAGGCUCACAGGACAUCGGGAAUUGGUCGCCCUAUGUUGCCGGAGCCAACCAGGACGCAACUGGUAACACUUACGUCAAGCUUGGUUACAACCCUAUCUACACGGAUUCUUUUAACGGUGUUAAGCCCUCAUUCGGCCUGAAGAUCGAGUGUGACGGAAACUGCAAUGGCCUGCCUUGCGCCAUCGAUCCCAGCUCUGAUGGCUUCGGGCACGUCAGAAGCGCCACCGCAGCUUCCGGCGCUGGCGGCGCCGACUUUUGUGUUGUGACAGUCCCAAAAGGCUCCACGGCAAACAUCGUGGUCUUCAAUACCGAUGGCUCGACAGGCGAUGCCUCGAGCCCUUCGUCAUCCAAGGAGGCCACCACCACGUCCCAAGCCCCCAAAAAGCCAAAGGUCGCGGCCGUAGCCACCUCCAGUUCAUCCACAUCGGAAGAAGCUUCAAGCACGGCUGCGAGUAGCAGCUCGUCAAGCUCGUCAAGCAGUAGCUCCUCAUCCUCUGCUAGCACCACUACUGCCAGCAGCUCGGCCCUAUCGUCAACGCAGACCCCGAGCACCACCUUCGCAUCAGCGACGUUCGGUGGUAUCUUUCAGGAAAGCGGAAGGGGCGGGAGCACGCCAACUGUGACGGCUGUCACUUCUGCUGCCGAGUCGGCGGACGCGACGAGCGAAGCAGCACCCGCGGAAACCUCGUCCAAGAGCGACGCAAGGAAUCCUGACCAGGGACAGGCAGCCUUUGCUGGCUUUGUCAUUGCAUUCGUCGCGGCCGCGAUGCUGUACUGAGGGCAUCCUUGUUACGUUCGACCUUCUUCAUCCAAGCAACAAAUAUCUUCCUUUCGGACCCUGCCAGCAGCAGUCUUCAUUGUCGAUACAAUCACCGGAACGCAGAUUCUCAAGGCAGCGCCUUUCCGGACUCCUUUACGCUGAGGUCCCCAUCCGGCCUUGGCGCAGGUUACCAUCGCACUCAUCACUACCACCCCUGGGCGAGCCAUGAAAUGCUCCGCGAUCUUCUUGCCUAUUCAUUUGACGCUGCUGGCCUUUUCACUUUUUGACUUUCGACAAGUGCCUAUUUACCACAUACAACCUUGCAGCCCCUUAUUUUCUUGUCAUACCCAAGACGGCUGAACUGCACAUCCGCCCUCCAGAACUGCCCGCAUACCGUGGAAGCAGUCUUUAUUGUUUAUUGUCUUGUGUGGUGGAUCCAAUUUUGCCCCUUUUGAGAUCUGUUUCUUUCUUGGCCCCGGCACUUUGAAUGCCAGCCAAGCCACCUGUGGCAAUUUUUCUUGUGUUCUCUUCUCUGUGGAGAUAUUUUCCCGGCUUUAUACCCAUGUACGCGAUUGGAUGUUGUUCACGAUGACUGGAGCAUGAAUGUCAUGCAAUUUGGAGAGGAGGCUAUUGACCCCGGUCUCUGAAGCUCGGGGUGGUUUGGUGUCAAACGAAUUCUCCUUGAUUUCUUCUUAUGCCCUUUUACUAGGUUAUAUAGCAGCAGGGCUUGAUGAUGAAUCCCUGUAGCAACGUAGUUGAUGACUCUGGGUAUUUUAGGAAUUGGAUCACGAGGGCUGGAUUUUUGUCCAUCACACAACCCUGGUUCCCAAG